Messenger RNA from Gadus morhua (Atlantic cod), 2551 nucleotides. RefSeq names its product Rho GTPase activating protein 1 (gene arhgap1). The transcript is spliced from 12 exons. Gene Ontology annotation, cellular component: cytoplasm. NCBI's taxonomy places the organism in Eukaryota, Metazoa, Chordata, Actinopteri, Gadiformes, Gadidae. Gene Ontology annotation, molecular function: GTPase activator activity. Gene Ontology annotation, biological process: small GTPase-mediated signal transduction; negative regulation of endocytic recycling. The record is from RefSeq and is a predicted model, not a curated record. The coding region runs from base 170 to 1462 and encodes 430 amino acids.
AACACCAGCCUGCCUCUCGUCUCCUACAGGACUGCCCUUCGCCCAUCCACAGUACACCUGUGUGUGAGGAACAGAGUGUGUGUUUGUGUGUGUGUGUGUGUACUUGCACGCCUGCUUGACCCGAGCGCGCAGUGUUGUUGUGUAGGAGUGCGUGUGCAUCUGUGUUGCGAUGUCGGCGGAGCUUCUGGUGGACCUGGGCGAGGACGCGCUGGCCCCCGAGUUGGACCGCCUCAAGCUGUCCCCCCUGGAGGACCAGAAGUGGCCCCCGGAUGCGUUGGCCAUGAGCAACUCUGAGAUGGAGAUCUCUCAGAGCUUGGCCGCGGGCUCUCCCCACCUGGCCUGGGACCACCCCUUCUACGACAUCGCCAGGCACCAGAUCAUUGAGGUGGCAGGCGACGACAACUUUGGCCGGAAGGUGAUUGUGUUCAACGCCUGCAGGAUGCCCCCGCACCAUGAGCUGGACCAUAAAAAGCUGCUGAUGUAUCUGAAGGGAACCCUGGACCAGUACGUGGAGAGCGACUACACGCUCAUCUACUUCCACCACGGGCUGACGGGCGAGAACAAGCCGUCCCUGAGCUGGGUGCGAGAAGCCUACAAGGAGUUUGACAGGAAGUACAAGAAGAACAUCAAGGCCCUGUACAUCGUCCACCCCACCAUGUUCAUCAAGACCCUGCUCAUUCUCUUCAAGCCUCUCAUAAGCUUCAAGUUUGGGAGGAAGAUCAACUACGUGAGCUAUCUCAGCGAACUUGAGGACGUGGUCAAGUGCGACCAGCUUGUCAUUCCCGAACGGGUCCAAGAGUAUGAUAAUAAACUGCGGUCGUCUCUGAAGCCGUCUGCCCAGCCCCCCAUGUCUCCUCCCCGCAGCACCCAACUGCCAAACCAGCUGUUUGGGGUCUCCCUCGCUGUGCUGCGACAGAGAUCCCCAGAUUGUGAUCCAGUUCCUGUUGUGAUGAAGGACACCAUCAGCUUCCUGUCGGAGCGAGGUCUGGAGAUCGAGGGAAUAUUCCGGCGUUCUGCCAACGUCACGCUGGUGAAAGAGGUCCAGCUCAGAUAUAACUCUGGCGAGGCGGUGAGCUUCUACGAGAUGGAGGACUUCCACCUGGCCGCCGUCAUCCUGAAGACCUUCAUCAGGGAGCUGCCGGAGCCCCUGCUCACCUACCAGCUCUACAACGACGUCGUCAACUUCGCAGCUGUGCCCAGCGAGAACCAGGUGGCGGCCAUGAAGGCCCUGGUGGCGACCCUGCCCGAGGAGAACUACGCCACGCUCCGAUACCUGGUCACCUUCCUGGCACAGGUGGCGGACAACAGCGAGAUCAACAAGAUGACCAACAGCAAUCUGGCCGUGGUGUUUGGUCCCAAUCUGCUGUGGGGGCGGGACAACGCCAUGUCACUCAGCGCCAUCGGACCCAUCAACAACUUCACCAGAACCCUGCUGGACCAGCAGCAUCUGGUGUUUGAGUAGAAAACCCCGCCCCCUUCUCUCCUCUGGCCAAUCAGCGUUGGUCUCAGAUAACAGCGCCUAGUCUCGAGAAAACCUGAUCCCCAGACCAAAUGUUCCAAGGGUACUUGUUCCUUGUAUCGCUUCGUCUGCAGCCCUGUUGUCAGGUGGACCAUAUGUCCUCUUAUUUGUUUUAGUAUUAGUUUGUUUAAUUUGGUAUUUUGUUGUGGUCACAAUUUGAAUUUGCAUUUGGUAGCCUUUUUUUCUAUUUGUUUUAAAGUUUGUGCCAAAUCGCCAUAACCGCCCUCCCUUUCGGCAACGUGGUUUUGACAGAAGAUAACCACUCUGUUAUGACCUAAACCUAGUCUCAAUCAAUCGCCAGAGAACCCCUGUAGCCACUCCACCUGGCUCAAUCCCUGAUGACCUUUGACCCCCGAGUGACCUUGAACCAGCCCCUCCCUACUUUUAUCUCCCCCCUGGACACUGUUGUUUAGGCAGCUGACCCCCCCCCCCCCCCCCAUCUUUAUUCCUCAUCUUAAAAAAAAUUACUUAAAAGGAGUCUCUAGUCUACGCAGGCGUCGAGAUCUGUGUACAUAUUUCUCGGUGUUAACUUCUCGUGUCUUUUUUCCAACUAGUAGAAAUCGGUAGAACCGCUUUCGGCGUUUAGACACCCGUUUUGGCGGUUUGUAUUCGUGUGUGUGUGUAAUCCCGGAGGUUGUUUCCGUGUCGUCGAGUCUUCUGGUGUCUUCCUCUGCUUCUGUGUGUAACGCCAAAAAAAACAUAGAAACACGAUUUUAAGCUUUGUCCGCCCGACUGGAGCGUUCGUAGACGAGGAGGUUCUGUCGCGUGUCUUCUGCUACGAUCAGCUGGUAGAGUCAUGGGUUUAGUUUCAGUUUCAGUUUUUUUCUUCUAAAUCAUUUUCUUUCACCUCAGCGUCGUUGCAUUGGCUUUACAUUUUAGCUUGCUAUGUGGACUCCAUAGAUAUUAUCGGCCCUUUCGGACACUUUGAUUCGGGGUGUUUUCGACGACAGCUGAUGUGUUGUCACUUGGUUGGUGGUACCCGGGACCAAAAAAUAGUACACAUCUUAUGAAAAAUAUAUGAAUUUGAAUUUG